UAUGAUAAUAUUGUUGAAUCGCUUGAGGAAUACAAAAAAUCACCCGGUUUUGGUUGUAUCCUAGCCCACAGUAUGGGUUUAGGAAAAACUAUACAGGUAAUCACAUUUGUGGAGGUUUUCCUGCGGGUCACGGAGGCCAAAAAAGUCCUUAUCAUUGUGCCUGUCAAUACAAUCCAGAAUUGGUACAACGAGUUCGAAAAAUGGAUGCCUAGGUACACAGACAGCGGCGAGACAGCUCGCCAAUUUGAAGUAUUCCUUUUGGGCGAUUCGGUAAAGUCAUUCGAUCAGCGAGUGAAUAUGAUAGAGGAUUGGUCCCGCAAAGGCGGUGUACUGCUGAUUGGCUAUGAAAUGUUUCGCCUGUUGAUUCGAGCUACUCAGCCUAAAAAACCUACAAAAGCGAAAGGAAAUUCGUUUCAGACCCCUCGCCCUAAACCCGAGCCAAAACUGGAGUUUGAUGAAGGAUUCACGGCAGAUGGUCGAAUCAAGAAGGAAGCCAACGAUAUCAUAAAAAGUUCUCUCGUUGAUCCUGGACCUGACCUUGUUGUAUGUGAUGAAGGGCAUAAAAUCAAGAACCUGAAUACGGACAUAGCCAACGCCUUGGGUGCUAUCAAAACGAGGUAUGUUGAUACGGUUUUAGUUUAUUGCUUGGUACUGGACUUGCAAUCUUAA
Molecule: messenger RNA, 669 nt
Organism: Cylicostephanus goldi
Lineage: Eukaryota; Metazoa; Nematoda; Chromadorea; Rhabditida; Strongylidae
Source: the annotation of a GenBank genome assembly